Molecule: messenger RNA, 1209 nt
Organism: Theobroma umbraticum
Lineage: Eukaryota; Viridiplantae; Streptophyta; Magnoliopsida; Malvales; Malvaceae
Source: RefSeq, a predicted model, not a curated record
AUGACCGCGAUCGAGCCCCUGCCCGGCGACGUCUACCGCUACGUCGACCUCCUCGACUCCGAGGAGCAGGAGAUCCUCGCCCGCGUCCGCGCGUUCGCCGAGACCGAGAUCGCCCCGAUCGCGAACCGGCAGUGGGCGGCCGCGGAGUUCCCCCACGAGCUGGUCCCGGGCUUCGCCGCGCUCGACGUCGUCGGGCUCGCGCGCGAGUGGCCCGACCGCCGGGCGUACUCGCGCCUGCUGACCUCGUUCGUCUCGCUCGAGCUCUCGCGGGCCGACCCCUCGAUGGCGACGUUCUUCGGGGUGCACGCCGGCCUCGCCCUGACCAGCAUCGACCUGCUGGGCUCCGAGGAGCAGAAGCAGCGCUGGCUGCCCGCGAUGCGGCGCAUGGAGAAGAUCGGCGCGUUCGCCCUCUCCGAGCCCCACGGCGGGUCCGACGUGGCCGGCGGGCUCGAGACCACGGCCCGCCGGGACGGCGACGACUGGGUGAUCGACGGGGCCAAGCGCUGGAUCGGCAACGGCACGUUCGCCGACCUCGUCGUGGUCUGGGCACGCGAUGUCACCGAGGGGGCCGACGGCGAGGUCGUGGGCUUCGUCGUCGAGAAGGGCACGCCCGGCUUCACCGCGGAGAAGAUGGAGGGCAAGCUCGCGCUGCGCACGGUGCAGAACGCCGACCUGGCCUUCGUCGGGGCCCGCGUGCCCGAGGCGAACCGGCUGCCGGGCGCGGAGUCGUUCACCGACACCAACCGGGUGCUGCGGGUGACCCGCGGCGGUGUCGCCUGGAACGCCGUCGGCGCCAUGAUGGGCGUCUACGAGCUGGCUCGCGACUACGCGCUCGAGCGGGUGCAGUUCGGUUCGCCGAUCGCGUCGUACCAGCUGAUCCAGGACCACCUCGUCACGAUCCUCGGGCACGUCACCGCGUCGCUGGCGAUGGCCGUGCGCGUGGCGCAGAUGCAGGACGCGGGCACGUUCCGCGACGAGCAGGCGGCACUGGCCAAGCGCGAGGCCACGGUCCACCUGCGCGACGCGGUCGCGCGUGCCCGCGAGGUGCUCGGGGGCAACGGCGUGCUGCUGGAGAACUCCGUCGUGCGGUUCUUCAACGACGCCGAGGCGCUCUACUCCUACGAGGGCACCCGCGAGAUCAACACCCUGGUCGUCGGGCGCUCGGUGACCGGCAUCGGGGCGUUCGUGGGCCACGCGCCGGUAGCCUGA